Aspergillus saccharolyticus JOP 1030-1 is the source of this 608-nucleotide messenger RNA. RefSeq lists its product as uncharacterized. The transcript is spliced from 2 exons. NCBI's taxonomy places the organism in Eukaryota, Fungi, Ascomycota, Eurotiomycetes, Eurotiales, Aspergillaceae. The record is from RefSeq and is a predicted model, not a curated record. The coding region runs from base 204 to 524 and encodes 106 amino acids.
GACACUUUUCGUGCGCGGAUUCCAAUCCUCUACUGGUCUACCGCUGAUUCUACUCCACUACUACUAGCUCAAUAGCACACACACACAUACACGUCUUUCGACCUUAGUCUGAUCCCAAGAAGCAACUUGGCUUGCCUCCGACCUCCGACCCCCGUCCCUGCAAACCCCGGUUACCCGGCCUAGUCCUGGCUGGUUGGAUUGGCAUGGCAAGGUCUGCUCAGCUAUGGGGCAUUUGCUCUGUGAGUGUCUGUUUCUCUCUCUACGGAGUGAGUUUCUCUCUCUCUCUCUGUGUGUGUGUGUGUGUGCCCUUUCGACAACACCACCCGACUGGUCAAACCGUCCAAUCCUACAGGGAUAUUGGCUGUCGCAAAUCUGCUGACAUGGAUGCAAGAAUUUUCCUUUCCCUUUCUCGCCUCGUUGCUUUUACCGCCGAGGGGAAAUCCUUUACUGAGGCAGGACGAAAUCCAUGCCGCCCCAGCCACCGACGGCCGUCCCCUGACCGACCCUGGCAGGUGUCAACCUGAGCUUGACCUGCAGCAGUCAGGUAAGGGAUUCGUCGGUGCUCAAGGUAGGACGGUGGUCAGGUCUGUUUGAAUUUUUUUUUGGCC